Molecule: messenger RNA, 570 nt
Organism: Pyricularia oryzae 70-15
Lineage: Eukaryota; Fungi; Ascomycota; Sordariomycetes; Magnaporthales; Pyriculariaceae
Exons: 1
Coding region: 1-570 (189 amino acids)
Source: RefSeq, a predicted model, not a curated record
AUGAAGUUUUUUCACGCCUUAACCAUCGGCGCACUCGCCAUCACGGGCACAGUCGCAGCACCCGUAGAAACCACCGCGGUGGGUGCUGCUAUCGCCACGGACACAGUCGCAGCCCCCAUAGACACCACCACAGACACAACCGCAGCCUCUACAAACAUCACCGCAGACACCGCGGACACUCCUGCGGCCUCAAUAGAUACCACCGGAGACACCACAGACACCGCCGCCGCCGCCCCCAUAGACACAACGGCGGUGGGCGCUACUACCAUCACUGGCGCACUCGCAACCCCCAUAGACACCAUCGCAGCUCCCAUAGAUACCACGGCGGUUGGUGCUACUACCAACAACCCUACCACCCAAUCCAACCGUGGUGCCUUCAGCGGCGCAGGCAGAUACUGGGGCUGGAGGGGCAAUGGCGCCGGGACCAACGCCGGAAGCAACUUCAGAGGCGGCAGGUGGCCAGGUGGCAGAAUUGGAGGCUCCGGCACGUACACCAACUAUCCAUCGAGAUUCGCCAACUAUGGCACCUCACGCCGUUGGGUUGACCGGGCCAAGAGCCUCUUUGUUUGA